CCCCACGGGCCCCGCCCCCCGCGCGGACCCCGCCUCCUGGCCCAUCCCAAGAUGGCGGAGAUCCCCCUGUACUUUGUGGACUUGCACGAUGACUUAGACGAUUAUGGAUUUGAAGACUAUGGCCCAGAUCGUGACAGCAUGAGGGUAACGGCCUUUCUGGACAUUCCAGGCCAGGAUAGCCUGCCUCCACUCGUUCGCCUGGAAAAGUAUGCUUUCAGCGAGAACAUUUUCAACCGUCAGAUUAUUGCCAGAGGGCUGCUCGAUAUCUUCCGGGACUUCAGUAACAAUGAGGAGGACCUCUUAACGGUAAUGGAGAUCGUGGUCAGGUUGUCAGAAGACGCAGAGCCCACAGUGCGGAAUGAACUGAUGGAACAGAUUCCUCCUAUUGCUGUUUUUUUACAAGAAAACAGAUCAAAUUUUCCAGUGGUGCUUUCUGAAUAUCUCACACCGAUUGUGGUGAGGUACCUUACGGAUCCAAACAACCAGGUUAGAAAAUCGAGUCAGGAAGUGCUCUUGAUUCUUCUGGAACAAGAUCUGAUUUCCCAGCACGAUAUUGAAAACAAAGUGUGUCCAAUCCUGCUGGCGCUCUCUGCCCCGGACAGUGAUGAUGAAUAUAAAGCAGAAGCUGUGAACAUAAUCUGCAAACUGGCUUCAGUGCUGAGCAAGAGCACAGUUGAACGCCUGCUGCUCCCUCGAUUCUGCGAGUUGUGUGGUGAUGGGAAGCUCUUUCAAGUUCGGAAGGUGUGUGCUACAAAUUUUGGUGAUAUUUGUCAUGCCGUUGGACAAGAAGCCACUGAGAAAUUUUUGAUCCCAAAGUUUUUUGAGCUCUGCUCAGAUAACAUUUGGGGGAUGCGAAAAGCCUGCGCGGAGUGCUUCAUGGCGGUGUCAUACAGCGCAUCCCCCGAGGUCCGCAGAGCCCAGCUGUCACCCCUCUUCAUUAGGCUCAUCAGUGACCCCUGCCGAUGGGUGCGCCAGGCUGCCUUCCAGUCCCUGGGCCCCUUCAUCUCUACUUUUGCGAACCCCUCCAGGGCUGGCCUCUAUAUUCGAGAAGAUGGCACCCUGAGCAUUCGACCGCCAGCUCAGGAUUUGGACUCUGAUUUCGCCUCCGGGUCACCCAGUGCAGGCAACUGUGGUAACACUUCCUCAGCCUGUUCCACAAAGCCGUCGAACACAGAGCCAGAUCCGCCCACGGAAGACCCAUCAACGGGAACCAGUGACUUCCCGCAUGUUGGUAGCUCCUCUGAUGGCCUCAUGGCAAACUCACUAGAAGACUCUGCCUCGGCUGGAGCCGAGUUGACCAGGCUUUCCCCGGAGACCAGUGCCUUCUUGGAGCUCCCUGAUGGCAACCACUUCCCUGUCAACAGCAACUCUGAACCAGGCUCUUCUGCCUGCCCAGAGAGUCCUGAGGAUGUAUUCAAUAAUUUCUUUUAUUGGCGAACUCCUCUCCCUGACAUAAGCAAGGACCUAGAGCUGCUCCUGAGUGAGGCUGGGCCACAGGAGAAAGGCUACGGCAUCCCCGAGACUGUACACCACAGCUGUGUGGCCAGGAGUGAGAUUCAAAAAGUCCUUGAUAGUUUGCAGGAGCAUCUGAUGAAUGAUCCAGAUGUUCAAGCUCAGGUUCAGGUCUUAUCAGCCGCACUGAGAGCCGCACAGCUUGACUCUGUGAAUGAGCCCGAGCACAAGCCGACAGAAGGUCUAAAUGAAGUGUCCGUUUCAGAUCCCAGCCCUGCCUCUGACAAUCAGAUGGCUCUGUCGGCUUCAUCAUCGCAGAAGGAGCUCUCCGUGGCCAGGAUAUUACAAAGCACAGACCCCGGCAAACCCUGUGGUGGAGCCACUGAACAACUGGAGACUGAACAGAGGCAUCUCCCUGCCCCACUUGAGGAGAAUAAGUCUAAAUUACAGGAUAUAAUACCUCAGCCCUUACUAGAUCAGUAUGUGUCGAUGACCGACCCAGCUCGAGCCCAGACUGUCGACACUGACAUAGCCAAACACUGUGCUUAUAGCCUCCCGGGGGUGGCGCUCACCUUGGGCAGGCAAAAUUGGCACUGCCUGAAAGAUACGUACGAAACGCUGGCUUCUGACGUGCAGUUUGCAUGUCCUCGUGUGCGCCCCCAGUGGAAAGUACGUCGGACCCUGGCCUUCUCCAUCCAUGAGCUGGCUGUGAUUCUUGGGGACCAGCUCACAGCGGCUGACCUGGUGCCUGUCUUCAAUGGAUUCUUAAAGGACCUGGAUGAAGUACGAAUAGGAAUUCUUAAACACCUGUAUGAUUUUCUAAAGUUGCUUCAUGAAGACAAGAGGAGAGAAUAUCUUUAUCAGCUUCAAGAAUUUGUAGUGACCGAUAACAGCAGGAAUUGGAGGUUUCGAUAUGAACUAGCAGAACAGCUGAUACUCAUUUUGGAACUCUAUAAUCCCAAUGAUGUUUAUGAUUAUUUAAUGCAUAUUGCCCUAAAGUUGUGUGCAGAUAAAGUUUCUGAAGUACGGUGGAUCUCCUUCAAACUAGUGGUGGCCAUUCUGCAGAAGUUCUACUCCCACAGUGAGAAUGCACUGGGGUUAAGUUUCAUCAGUGAGCUCAUCGUAAGGUUCCGGCACUGCGCUAAGUGGGUUGGAAGGCAAGCUUUCGCUUUCAUUUGUCAGGCGGUGGUGAGCGAGGAGUGUAUCCCCGUGGACCAGUUUGUUGAACACUUGCUCCCCAGCCUCUUAAGCCUUGCGACGGAUCCUGUGCCAAACGUGAGGGUUCUGCUGGCCAAAGCCCUACGGCAGACGCUGUUGGAAAAAGCAUAUUUGAGAAAUGCCGGUAACCCUCAUCUUCAAGUCGUUGAAGAGACCGUCCUAGCUCUACAGUUAGACCGAGACCCAGAUGUGUCCUUUUUUGCCACCCUGGAACCAAAGCGGCGGAGUACGGCAGACACACGUGUGCUAGAAGAACAGAAUUAACCACUCUGUGAUCCCGAGCACUCUGGUCACUUCGCACGUGGCACUCACUCACCACUCACCCCGGCCUGUCGGGUCUGACUGUGUCACAUCUUCCGAAGGAGGAAAGAUUUCUGAAACUUUGAGGGAGGGCCCUCAAAAGAUCCCUUUCCCAUCCGCAGUCCCAGGAACUGCACCUGGGACAGGCCCCACCUUUCUGCGCCCCUACCUGCCUGAUCAGGAAGUCUGUGACAAGGUUGUAGAACCAGGGGGCUCUAGCUGGGGAUGGGGGCCUCCAUAGCAUCGGAUUGCCUUCCCUACGACAGACUAUAUUAUUGAAAGCCCCCCUCCUCCCCAAAUAAAGUAGUUUAUUAGAAGCUUUUAAGUCUUCAAUAGACUUGCAUAUUUGGCUUCCCUCAUGCUUUCCUGUAAAAUACAGUUUAUGGUAUUACAUUUUAUUUUUAACUGAAAUAAUGUACAUAUGUAAAUAACUCUUGACAGGAAGAAAAUAUAUUAAUGUAAUAUUAGCCUCCUAUCAGUGAACAGAACAAAUACAUCAUUUAAAUUUAUGCUCCACUUUGAGUUGCUGCAAAUAGAGCCCAAUUUGUUUACUUUUGAAAAAUGUGAUAGUUAAGGAAAUCUACUAAGGAAUGAUUUAUGGCAGUCUUUCUAAUAUUGUACUUUUGUAUAAACUGUACUUGGAACUUUUUCCUCAGGCACUCACCCCUCCCCUUCUUGUGGUAACUGUAUCCAUAAAGAUGUACUGGCCUUUGACAGGGGCAUAAAGUAGAAAGAUUUUUCAUUCUUACAUGGAUUUAUUAUCAUACAUUUAAGAACGUAUUGAUCAUUGAGAGAAAUUGUUCAUUGAGAUGCACGGAUAUUGGCUUUAUAGCUAAUACUUUAGAAUCUUAACAGAGAAUAGGAACCCAUAGUUCUGAUCAGUCCAUGUACUUGCCCGGGGUUUGGGGGGUUGAAUUAUGACACUCUUCAAAUUGACAAGUAUACAGAACUUAGAUUUCAUGCUUUUAAAAUUUAGACUAAGAUGCUCUGGAACUUAAACAGGAUUUUCAUUAAUAAUUUGAGAUUCUAUGAACGUUUGAGUACAUUCUGCAUAACAUGUAGGCUCCAGUUAUUUUUCUUGUUUCUAUUUUUAAUCCCCUUGAAGGCAGGCCUAAAGGAAGGAAGGAAUGGCCCAUUUGGGGUUCAAGAGCUGGCUGCAAAGAGCAUGCUGCUGUUGCCAUUCUUUCCUUGGAUCUUUUUCUUGUGGGUCUUGUCUUUUCUUUCUCUCUCUUUUUAAAAUAAAAUUUCUGGAGCUAUAUAUUGAAUUUCCUGGUAUACAGGAUGUUGUCCCCCUCCCCCAAAUUCCACUGAGCUGAUUCUUUAAAAAGAAAGGAAGGAAUCUAUACCGUGCCAAAGAAAAUAAGGUACAUGUGUGAGAAUUUCAAACGGUAACCCAGAGUAGCAUUUUGGCAACUCCAGCAGAGCGUGAGCUAAUAAAUUGGAGGCUACAUAUUAAGAGAGAAAAAAAUCAGUCUAUUUUGUGUUCAAUACUUGCCUAAAGUAAAUAGAUGGAGAUACUGUUUUGCUUCAGUAACAACUUUUAAUUUUUUUUUUAUUGUGUAGAAAUUGAAAUUGUCAUAUUGUAAAGUCUGUUGAGAGUAGAAUUAUGCAACUGGAAUCUUGUGUUCUGUGCAGAGCUUCAUUUUCCAUUAAGGAAAAAAAAUAAGCCUCGGUUUGUGUUGUGAUGUGUGGAGUCUGCAUGCUGAAUCCAAUGUGCUUGUAGAGAUCUGUAGAGACCCUUUGGUAAAUAAUCCAGCCUUUAAAAAGUUGAGCUUAUAUACUAAAAAUGGCCUGUAACUUAA
Canis lupus familiaris (dog) is the source of this 4772-nucleotide messenger RNA. Its product is annotated as serine/threonine-protein phosphatase 4 regulatory subunit 1-like. The coding region runs from base 52 to 2934 and encodes 960 amino acids. Gene Ontology annotation, molecular function: protein phosphatase regulator activity. The record is from RefSeq and is a predicted model, not a curated record. NCBI's taxonomy places the organism in Eukaryota, Metazoa, Chordata, Mammalia, Carnivora, Canidae. Gene Ontology annotation, biological process: protein dephosphorylation. The transcript has 20 exons.